This is a messenger RNA of Chara braunii, 1310 nucleotides long. The record is from the annotation of a GenBank genome assembly. NCBI's taxonomy places the organism in Eukaryota, Viridiplantae, Streptophyta, Charophyceae, Charales, Characeae.
UAAUGGCCAAGGAGGUAACAACGACAAUUACGGAGGCAAUGGCGCCCCGUCAUCUUCCACGAAUGGCGCUCCGAUUUUGAUGACACCAAAUGCAACGGCUCCGAUUGCGGCGGCUCCGAACAACCAGAGCACUUACCAGCAGCCGCAGAGAAGACCGUGGCAAGGAAGUUAUCGAGAGCAAGGAGGCUAUCGUGAGCAAGGAAGUUACCGAGGGAGGGAUGAUCGUUUCGAGAAGAUGUGGGGCUUCGUGAACAAAGAGAUGGAGGAGAAGGAGCGUUUGGCAAAGGAGAGAGAUAGGAAGCAGAAGGAGGAGGAGGAGAGAAAGAGGCAACAGGAGCAAGAUGAGAAGAGGCAGAAGGAGCAACAGGAGAAGAUGAAGUUUCAAACAAAUUUGAGAAAAUUGAUUAAAGGAUCAAUGACUGAAGUUUGCGAAUCAAUCCUGGGCAAGAAGGUUGCACCUACGGAGAACGUCUGCGCCGAGAUGAAGAUUGCCAUGCGGAUCAGCUUGGUUGACAAGGAAAUCGAUUCGUUGAAACAAGAGAAUAUCGCGCUCUCAAAAGGGAUUAUUGAGCUAAGAGAGGAAGUCAACGCUCUGAGAAGAGGAGGGGAGAAGAGAAGUGUCGAAGUCGUUACGGAGAAGAGUCCGCCGGUGGAACCGGCGCGGGUCAAACUAAGGGUUGCAAAUCGUGAUCUUACUCCAGGAGACAUCGCCAAGAUGGCGGAUGCCUACAGUAAGUUACGUGAUGACAAGGAUUAUGCCGAGAGGGAAGUUGCGGCCUUGAAGGAACAGAUCAACAGGCUAAAGAUUCGGACGUCACCACUGGUUAUCAGGAGGAGAUUUGCACUAAGAAAUGUGCAACCUACUAAUCUCCGAAAGAAGAUGGCUCAGUCUGUCGACGAACCGGAAGGAGAAGAUGCAGAAGCGGAAAGCAGUCGGCCAACUGUACGAUUCGAAAAGCGUGCAGACAAGACCAGGCCGACGUUCACAAAGAGGUUUUUCCUUGAGCUAAGCAAGCUACGGAAAAAUGAGAUUGAUAAGUUGUGUCUUGAAGAGGGUAUUUCGUAUAACACUAUACGAGGAUCUGCGGCCGAUUUGGCGGAAAGAUAUGGUUCGGCGACUUUUCCGCGAUUGAGACGAAGAGUAGUCAUUGAAGAAGAGAAGGAGGAUGGUGAGGACGACAAUCAGUCCGUUGAUAUUGCGGAGGGGGAGCCUGGUGAUCGUGUCGAUGAAAUCUCCGAUUGCUAGGAACGCUCUCCGAGUGCUGGUAUUUUUCGUAACAAUCAGUAUUGUGGGGAAUUGGCUUUGACUU